AUGCUGUCUACGCCGCACAGCAACUAUCAAGAACGACAUCGUCAACAUCGGAGACAGAUCUCAACGCCAUCCGCUCUUGAUGCCGUUAAACCUCCAACUCUUCCCGCACAGGCAAUGCACCGAUUUCACGCUCAUCGCCGAGGCCAAAGCUUCGAUGCGCGCGCUAUGCGCGUUCAGCGAUCGCAGUCCAUGCAAGAUGGUACCAUCACUACUAACGUAACAGUACCGCAACAGCACCCAACCAUGUUGGCACCCGCUCAAGACCACCGCUUUCUCCAAGUCGCGCAGCCAACUUUCCCCCACCAUCCCGCGCCUAUGCCCAUGAUGGCUGAAUGCCAGGCUUUCUCUCAAGAAGACUUGCAAUCCUUCGCCGCUCGUCAAAGCCAAGGAGGCCAAUCAAACAUGCCUUACAUGAACGCAAACUUUAUCAAGGUCGAAAGCCAACCAAUGAACAUGUCGCUCAACCUCAUGCAACAGCAGCAGCAGCACCUCCAGGAUGCGAAACUGUCUUGUCAAGCGUCCUUGGAGGGCCAAAUCUUGGACAACGGAGCUUGGGAUGUCUACCAACAGAACAAUAUCGCUGCAGCAUUUCAGCAGCAACAAGCUAAUGCCAUGGUAAUGGACGCACGGCGACUGUCGGCAGCACCUGCUAUCAGUCAGCCGCACCCAGUGCAUGCGCCAAAGCUUAGCAACGGACAAUAUGGCCAGAUCACACCUGCGGCCACCCCCUUCAAGCAAACAGUGGGCCUUGCGCACUACAAUCCGGACAUUCAACCUUCCCCAACUAAGGAGCAAAGCCUCUCCGUGUCCGGUUCCGCGCAGGCGUCGUACAUGCAACGCGCGAAGUCUCUCCAAGGAGUAGUCGGAACUACGUUCUCCCAGCAGAAGUUUAACAUGCCCUCUCCCCCUACUACAGCAUCUUUUGAAGUGGAUACCUUUGAUACUUUUGACUUUGAGCAGGGUUCUAACAUCGAAGUUCCUAAGUCUGAGAGUCUGUCGCAAGGGCCGUUUGCCUCGUCGUCAUCAGCCUCGUCGUCCUUCGCUUCGUCACCAGAGCUCGCCGCCAUGCCAUGUCCUGAGGAUGGCAGCGGAAAGGCACAGAAGCUCCCGAUCUAUCCUGCGACCCCCAACCGUGUGAAUCACCGGAAGACACCGAGCGCAACCCCUAGCACCGCAGCCAAGCCGAAGCUCUCGCCGCGGGUCGCAACUAUCGAUAGCCUCAACCUAGACGCCCGCGUACAGGCAUCAAUCAAAGAAACCGGUGUCACCAUCGACGAGAUUGCGUCUUAUAUCCACGGCCCGGACCCUGAAGACGGCAAAUGGGUAUGCUUGCACCCGGGGUGCGAACGUCGCUUCGGCCGCAAAGAGAACAUCAAAUCGCAUGUGCAAACCCACCUCGGGGAUCGGCAAUACAAAUGCGACCACUGCAACAAGUGCUUUGUCCGCGGUCACGAUCUCAAACGGCAUGCGAAGAUUCACACCGGCGACAAGCCCUACGAAUGCCUGUGCGGUAAUGUGUUCGCGAGACACGAUGCGUUGACGCGACACCGACAGCGUGGUAUGUGCAUUGGUGGCUACAAGGGCAUCGUGCGCAAGACUACGAAGCGUGGUCGUCCCAAGAAACAUCGGCCCGAGAUGGAUAAGAGACAGGACAAAGCAGCCCGAACCCGUCAGCGUAUCGCCGAAAAGGGGUCUUUUGAUUCCUCUGCUUCCGACUCCUCGCGCAGCACCCCUCCGUCUGAUGUCUUCGAAAGUAUGAGCCUUCACGGGUCGAGCCCCUCGGAGGAAAUGCCGGUUUUCAGCAACCCUAACUACUCACUGCCUCCGGAAGUAUUCACCUUCACACCGCCCGCGUCUCCAGGCCACAGCACCGGGAACAAGCCGUCUCCGGCCCAAAGCCACCGAUCGCUAAGCCCUACCACCGAGGACGAAAUGCUGCCUUCGCCGAUCAAGCAACCCCUGCACCGAUUGAUGUCCGACUCCAGCCUUCCCUACCUGUCAGAUCCCGAGUCGUGUACCUACACCGAUGGUACCGGCUCAGUCACCAAUGGUCUCUCUUCCCCGCAUUCCGCCCCAACUCUGACCGAUUCGUCCGCUGGCUCCGAGCUUGAUAUCUUCAUGAGUCAAGAAUCGACUGCGACGUUCGCUAAGCAAGAAUUCAGUGACCUGACUGAGACAGACAUGGCCGCCUUCCCCGAUUACGUGAACACGGCGACCUUCGAGACCGGAAUGGACCUCUUCCCCGCGAAAGCCUAUCCUUCGGGGCCUGCCAUGGGUGACGAUUUCUUCUUCCAGUUCCAAGUGGACGAGCAAGCCGCCGACGCCGUGACCAAGGAAUUCUUCAUGGAUUGA
Molecule: messenger RNA, 2352 nt
Organism: Aspergillus aculeatus ATCC 16872
Lineage: Eukaryota; Fungi; Ascomycota; Eurotiomycetes; Eurotiales; Aspergillaceae
Gene: ace2
Product: putative C2H2 transcription factor (Swi5)
Exons: 2
Coding region: 1-2352 (783 amino acids)
Biological process (GO): regulation of transcription by RNA polymerase II
Cellular component (GO): nucleus
Molecular function (GO): RNA polymerase II cis-regulatory region sequence-specific DNA binding; DNA-binding transcription factor activity, RNA polymerase II-specific
Source: RefSeq, a predicted model, not a curated record